Messenger RNA from Hylaeus anthracinus, 2547 nucleotides. RefSeq lists its product as uncharacterized. The transcript is spliced from 8 exons. The record is from RefSeq and is a predicted model, not a curated record. The coding region runs from base 407 to 1627 and encodes 406 amino acids. Lineage: Eukaryota; Metazoa; Arthropoda; Insecta; Hymenoptera; Colletidae.
GGGCCCAAUAGGUUAGGUGCGCGGCGCAUCUGUGUAUAGGUCGAAUUCUCCCGCCAGUCGUUGGGGCCCGUCAGUGUCUUUCGCGUCCUCGCACGGCUAACAUCUCCGGCUGGUUCGCGUGCAUUUCGCGAUUCGUUCCUUCGCGUUCCUUUUGUGUGUCGCGCGACGUGUCGAAUUCGGAUCGUAGCAAGGUGGACUCGCAAGGACGUUGAGUAAAACUCGUCCUCGGAGUCCUGGCAAUCCGACUAAAUGAAACUUUUCUGCGGUUAGAGCCGAAAUACUCCGUUCCUUUUCCUUUUUCCUUUUUCCUUCUUUCUCCCUUCCCCCUUCUCUUUUUCUCUCAUCCCUUUUCACCUUCCUUCUUCUCGAUUUCAACCCUCGAGUGCACGAUCGACCAUUGUGGAUCAUGGAGACUGGAUUCUGGAGACUGGCCCUCUGCUGGAUAUUUGUCGUCGGAGCGGCGCGAGCAAACGUUCAGAGCAAAGUGAGAUGCUCCGAGCAGUGGAUGGAGGUCGACAUCGUGAGGAGCAGCCCACAGGCUAGUAUAUAUCUCCAGCAGCUGAAGGAGUUUCCAGACGAGGCGUGCAAGGCCCGACUGAGCAACGGCGUCGCAACGUUCCGGUUAUCGCUCCUGGAGGAGGACAUAUUACGAUGCGGUAUCACGAAAGUCGUUAACAAAGUCACGGGUCAGAAAGUGUACUUCCAUCGAAUAAUAGUGGAGGAGCCCGUGGAUUCCAGCAAGCACACAUUCACGGUAAAGUGUGUCAUCACCGAGGUCCUCGUGAAGCCUAGCAUCUCGGUCGAGUCCAAUCACACCACGGUUCGACGCAGCGUCUUUCCAGCAGGCUUUCAGGAACCAGACAUGGUUGAGAUUAGGGGCGAGAUCUCCGAGUCAGCGCCAGUCCCGAUCUUAGGGGUUGGCGUCAGGCAAGGCGGCACCCUAGUUACUGGAGAGCUGAACGUCAGUCCAGGUACACCUCUGCAGAUGGAAAUCUUUUUAGACAACCACUCUGCACCAGUUUAUGGUCUGUUGGUCAGCUACAUGUUGGUCACUGACACCAAGUCACAGGAGGAAACCAUAAUCAUUAAUGGGUGCUCCGUGGAUCCCUAUCUCUUCGAGAACUUCAACACCGUGGACGGAGACUUCCUGACGGCGAAAUUCCGGGCAUUCAAGUUCCCAGAAAGCACAUACGUUCAGUUUCGUGGCACCGUGAACGUCUGUUUAGACAAGUGCCAAGGGAUUGAAUGCAGCAACGGCCGAGUAGGCUUCGGUAGAAAGAAGAGGGCCAUAGAAGUCUCGAAUAGCGACAAAAACAAGAUCUUCGAGGUGACCAUGUCCACGUUCAUCAAGGUCGACUUUGAAGAUGACACUGUGGUUGACGAAGCUCUGUCGCAGUUGUACAUCAGAAAGGGGAAGAACAGGACGAAAGCCAGGGCAGCGAUCGCGAAGGAUGUGAUAGAAAAUACAGGUUGGACGACGAUCAGAACGGAAGAAGGAGCCAUCAUAAAACAGGAAUUUCACGAACUGUCCGUAUACAAGUCCAUGGGUACAGAGAAUGGUUCCUCGUGUAGGACGUUGUCUUUCGCCAUCGGGCUUCUUCUCCUCUAUCUUUGCAAGCUCUUGUAGAAUUUAAGGGGAACAGUUUCGAUAACUGACGAAUAAUCGCCAAUUGUAAAUAAAAAGCAGCUUGAGAGCCGGCUGGAUUCGAGGCUACCACCGAGAAAAGGGGACCGAAUUUCUUGCUGGUUGUUAGUAUAAUUCUUUUCCUUUACGCGUAGAGAGAAACGGUGAAUUUGGAUCCCGUCCAAUUCGUGUGAUAUCGAAUCGAAAUGGAACGCGAUCUGCUCCGAUAGACGCAUGGGUUUUUUGUUGGACAAUGGUUCCCAACAGCUGUCCGUGAACGAAAAUUUGUAAUUAGUGAGAACGCUUUGUUUGCAAACGAGUCGUCAAACUUCCUCCGGCACUAACGAUAACAUUUUAUUCGUUUCUAAAAGUACUCGUACGCUUCACCAAUGUGGACCUUGUAAAAAAUAAUUAAUCUAUUUUAUUCCUAACAAGUUAUUGUGAAAUUUUGUUAUAGUAUAACAUAAUCUUCGCUGUUGAACAUUUGGAAACUAGACAUCAUCUAGGUAGAAAAAACUAUUUAAAUACAAAUCGAAUGAGGAUACUUUCUCUCUAGCCAUUAUUCGAUGGGUUCGAAUUUCCAUGAGUCUCGAAUACACGAAUAAAGAUAGCAAGAUGAAGAACAUAAAACGUUGGUUGAUUAAACAAGUAUCUUCACUCGUCGAAUGCAUCUACUUCGAACAAUAGAUACUUUUCAAUACUUUUGAUAAUUCUUUGAAAAUGUGUGCCUUAUAAAUGGCAGCCUCUUCCAAGUGUGUCAUGACGUUAAAAAUGUUGGGAAGCACUGUCAUCGGGAGAAAAAUUGCGAAGAUUACGAGUUGAUUUUAGGGUUGACAUGAAAGAAACCGUGCUCAAGAAACUUCUCCGCUUUGCGACCGCCGAAUUUUCCAAAUAUUUCUUCGGAAUUUCCUUCCUCCUUGUUC